AUGGAAGGAGAAAUAGGGUUACCGUCCAAUUAUGAUCAUCUGCAGCAGGAGCUCUCUUUUUCUGUUUCUCAUGAAAUGGGGUUUGUACAGUUUGAGGAUCAUAAUCAAGCCAUCACCCUUUUGGAGGCACCCUCACAAUCUUCUCCGGUGCCACGGCCUCUUCACUGUGGUGGUGGAGGCAGCAUUAUUAAGCCAACCACCAACAGCAGUGGUGGCUCUCUAGGGUUCAGCCAUAAUGAACUUCUGAAUCGACCUUCGUGGGCUAACGUCGACCAGGUAGGCACAGCGGAUCCCAAGGCUGUUAAUGAUGAAAACUGCAGUGGUAAUGCCAACGAGGAUCGGAAUUCAUGGUGGAGUUCAUCCUUAGAGAAGAGAAAGGGCAAGUUAAGGAGAAAGCUGAGAGAGCCAAGGUUCUGUUUCCAGACAAGGAGUGAUAUCGAUGUGCUUGAUGAUGGUUACAAAUGGAGAAAAUAUGGCCAGAAGGUCGUCAAGAACAGCCUUCAUCCCAGAAGUUAUUACCGAUGCACAUAUAGUAAUUGUCGAGUCAAGAAAAGGGUUGAAAGGCUGUCUGAGGAUCGUCGAAUGGUAAUAACAACGUACGAAGGUAGACACAACCAUUCUCCUUGCGAUGACUCAAACUCAUCUGAAAAUGAGUGUUUCACCUCAUUCUAA
This is a messenger RNA of Fraxinus pennsylvanica, 672 nucleotides long. NCBI's taxonomy places the organism in Eukaryota, Viridiplantae, Streptophyta, Magnoliopsida, Lamiales, Oleaceae. The record is from the annotation of a GenBank genome assembly.